AUGGCCGACCCAUAUGAUUACGAAUACGAGUCUCCGCUGAAGGGCUACCAAGGCCUGGAGCCUUUGUCUGAGGAGAAGCAAAAGGACGGAAAGUCGUUUGUGAACCCGCCGGCCAAGUCUCCCAGCACCUCCUACACCGAAUUCGUGGACCCGCUGUUGAAAGACGAACGCGGCGGCUUCGAUGUGCACAUCUACUACCUGCAAGGCAACGAGUUUGAGACCAAGUUUGCCAAGGAGCUGCAUGAGAGGAUUCGACGAGAGUUUCCCGAGCUGCGAGUCUACAAAGUGUGGGAUAGACCGAUUGGCCCGCACCCCGUGGCGAUGUUCGAGGUCAACUUGUUCACGCCUCAGCAAUUUGGCAGUUUUAUUCCGUGGUUGACAAUUCAUCGCGGUCCAUUGAGUGCUCUGGUGCAUCCCAACACCAACGACGAAUAUCGAGAUCACACGCAGCGGGCCAUUUGGAUGGGCCAGCCUUUCCCGCUGCACACCGGGAUGCUGAAGGCGAAGAAGCCGCAAACUGGGGUAGUCAAUGGGGCAUAG
This is a messenger RNA of Neohortaea acidophila, 540 nucleotides long. RefSeq names its product DOPA-like domain-containing protein. Bases 1 to 540 code for a protein of 179 amino acids. The transcript is spliced from 3 exons. The record is from RefSeq and is a predicted model, not a curated record. Lineage: Eukaryota; Fungi; Ascomycota; Dothideomycetes; Mycosphaerellales; Teratosphaeriaceae.